Uloborus diversus is the source of this 3343-nucleotide messenger RNA. RefSeq lists its product as uncharacterized. The transcript is spliced from 11 exons. The record is from RefSeq and is a predicted model, not a curated record. Bases 201 to 2189 code for a protein of 662 amino acids. Lineage: Eukaryota; Metazoa; Arthropoda; Arachnida; Araneae; Uloboridae.
ACUUUCCGUCUGACGUGAUAUCGCGCACUUCGACUCCCAGCACGCGAUGACUUGAUUUACGAUUGGAAUCUUCUCUUCUUGCAUUUGCAUAUUUGUCGCUGCUCCUUGGAUUAGGGGAUAUUAGUCGGAUGUGGGCAUGGCGGGGCUGCCAUUGUUUCAACCGCGCGUCCCGUUGCUUGGAUUAAUAGAUUCAGCGCAGGAUGGAUGACGUAAGACAAGACCCAAAAUUCAAGACGAAAAAAAAUUUACUAUUGGGUCUUGCCUAUUGUUUGACGUUCCUACAAACAGCUCUGUGCCAAUGCCCGCUGGGCUCCACAUCGUUCGAAAAAGUUGCAGGUUCCUCCCUGCGUGGGACUCGGAUGACCCCCCUCUACAAAGGUACGCCAGGGGAGCCAUCCAUUACCAAAGAAUGCUUGGAGAGGUGCAGGUCCUUGACAGACUGCAACUCUAUGUUGCUGAGCUACACUGCCAUGAACUGUAUGAAGUCCCCAAUGACGUCAGAAGGAAGGAGGACGGAUGUGACGCCUUCAUCACCACCUUCUUCUACCAGCUACUUCGAAAAGAUUUGUCUCUCUGCUCCUCGUUGUGACCGGCUAUGGACAUUCGAGAGAGUCAUUGGGUACGAAAUUUCCGGAUUCGACCACCGAACGAUCCCCGGAGUUGCCAGUCGUCUGCAGUGUGAAGAACUCUGCUUAAGAGAACAAGGGUUUGCCUGUCGCUCUGGAGAAUAUGACUAUGCUUUCCAGCAAUGUCGUCUCAGUAGCGAAGACAGGCGAUCCCAACCGUCAUCCUACAGGCCUGCAUUUGGAGAUGUUGAUUACUUUGAGAAUCAAUGUGUUUCAGAUGGGAGCAGUGGUUGCAGUUACGAAGAGAAACCAGACACAGAUUUAGAGCAUGUCGACGCUUCUAUGUCCGCCAACAGCGUAUCUGAGUGCCAACAACAGUGCGACGCCACGCAAACCUUCCUCUGCCAUGCUUACAGUUAUAGAGAACCUGCAUCUACAUGCAAAUUGAGCAGUGACGAUACUUUUAACUUGGGAUCCAGUGCCGUACGUAGAAGAAUGGGGACAUCGUAUUUCCAACGUAGCAACUGUCUUGACUUGAAGCUGACCUGCACGGACACCAGCAUGGUGCUCGUUCUUAGAACGCGAGAGCCUUUUGACGGUCGCAUCUACUCCCAAAAUAAACCCUACGCUUGCCAAGUCUAUGGAGACAAGCAGACGGUGACGAAAUUCGCUAUGGAUGUCAAGGGACAGUGCGGCGUGGAAUUAGAGGGUGAAGAUCAUUUGACCAAUACUGUCGUCAUCCAGUACCAUCCACUGAUCCAGCAGAAGGGCGAUAGGGUUAUCAAGCUGUACUGCUCCCUCUUUGAAGAACAGAACAGAACGGUUACCAAGACAUUCCGAGUAGCUCAAGGGCUGGAACCAGCAGUGACUGCAGUUGUCAAUGCUACUGCUCCAACUCCUAACAUUCGGCUCAGGAUUACAGACAUCAACGGAACAGACAUCACAGGCACUAAAAUUGGAGAGCCUCUGUACUUUAGAAUAGAGAUUGAUGAAGAUAGUGUAUUUGGCAUCUUUGCUCGAGACAUGACAGCAAGAAAUGGAAGAGGUGAUUUACAAAUCACGCUUCUCGAUGGCGAUGGGUGUUCGGCCGAUCCCAGGAUUUUCCCUCAUUUCGAAAAGAUUCCCGGCACAAAGUCCUUGCAAUCUCGUUUCCAAGCGUUCAAGUUCUCUGAGGAUCCAGUGGUACGAUUUCAAGUGAAUGUUCAUUUCUGUCUUGAGGAAUGUAAUCCCAUCAUCUGCCCUGGAGGCGUUCAAUCGUUUGGCAAGAGGAGGAAGCGAGAAGACAUGUCAGAGAUUCCAAUUGUCCCCGACUAUCCACUUGUUGCAGCUAUCGUCGUUCAAAGUGCAUCUUACGGGAAUGAUACUGGACCUACUGAUUCUCAAUACAUUGAAGAAAAAGAACGUGAAAUGUCCGACGAACUGGUGUGUACCACAAAGACAGUAGUGGUCGUAUCGUCACUGGGGGCCCUCUUCCUUCAGAUCGGUCUGCUCGCUGCAUGUGGUACCUGUCUGCUGCUUACCAGGAAAGAACACAAACCUCGUUACAACGAAGACGCCGCUUCCACCAUAACAGAAACAUUGCCACCAUUUGGAUCAGAAACGCAUCAUUCUCGCUUUCGGUGACACGUCCUCAAAUUAGAUUCCGAGACCACUCCCACGCAAUACUGCAGACUGAUGUAGGAAACUUUUUUUUAUGAGGAGCAUUUGGGCUUCGAGUAAUUUUCUGCAUACAUGUUGAAUGUUUUUUACACUUGAAGAUAGAUUUUGAAGAUAUGUGUUCGGAUGUUAUCCAUUUAAGGUGGAAUAAAUUGAUUAUUUAAAUUUGUUCGAGGAAAGAAGAUAAUUCAAACAAAAUAUUAUCGGGUUUACAUGUAAGCAACAUGUUUCCUUUCAACGACGUCUUGCCUACCUGCAUCAUGCCUCCGACACACUUAAAGACUGAUUCCAAUUCAGGUUUACCUAAAAUUGUCUAUGACCCUGUCGAAUAUGUUCGAAUUUUAGCUUCUGGCAGAAAAUGUUUGUUGAUCGUCUUUAGAUCGACAUCAAGCUAUCAAACCGUUUGCUAAAUAGGGUGAAAAGCUUGACGGUUUGUUGCUGCUAUGCAAAUAGCAGCAACGUUCUUAAAUUUACGUCGAGCUUGCUAUUGGUACAUUCAGAGCUAACAGUUGUAUAUUUUCAGAACAUACAAAUAUCUUGAAAUGUAAUAAUAAUGGCAAUCUUGCUCCAUAUUACAAUUAUGAUAGAUUCAUAGCUGUUUUGAAAAAUAAGAUAGAGGGUAGAAUUUCUCUAUUUUUUUUUUUUUUUUUUUUUUUUUUUGGAGAUCAAUGUACAGGUGUCACGCUUAUGGAGGCUAAAGAAAAUAGGAGUUCAAACUGGUCUUAAAAUUUAAAUAUAAAAUUAAACAUAAAUCAUUUAUAAUAAUUUUUAAGUUCUUGAAUGAAGCAUUUGUUCGAAAAUAAGACAGAUAGAGCCAUCAGUCUGUAGUAUUUGAGGAGUGGUUUUGACAAAAAAAGAAAUCGCCGUUUGUCAUAAAUACUUCAUAUGACAACAAUGAUUUAAUGUGUCCUAAUAUCGAAUCACUGCCAUUCGUGAACUGAUGACAUUAGGCAACAACUGACUUUAUUUGAUAGAAACAUUUUACCGAGUUUUACCUUUUACAGCCAACAAGAUUUACGGAGUAUGUGUGAUGAUGACUGUCAUGAUUGAGUUUUCAAUGUAAUUUCAUAUUCAUUAUUUAACAAAAAUAAGAAAAUAAAUUAAAAUUUUAUGUGAAUAUU